AUGACAGCAAGAUCGAGCGAACAUCAACGACUUCGAUGGAACUCUGGCAAGGAGCGCUUUCCGGAUCCACAAUCUUUGGUAAAAGAUCUUAAUCAUAAUGGUUUCAAAGCAAUCUGGAUGCUUGACCCGGGGAUCAAAUAUGAAGAGGGUUACUUUGUUUAUGAUAGUGGUUCUGAAAGAGACCUCUGGAUUCAAACAGCAGAUGGAAGGCCUUUUGUUGGGGAGGUGUGGCCAGGGCCUUGUGUUUUCCCGGACUUUACACAGUCAAAAGCUCGUCUGUGGUGGGCUGGUCUUGUUAAAGGUUUCAUUGCUAAUGGUGUGGAUGGUAUAUGGAAUGAUAUGAAUGAGCCAACUGUCUUUAAGGUUGUAACAAAGACGAUGCCUGAGAGCAAUGUUCAUGCGGGAGAUCUUGAACUUGGUGGUUGUCAGAAUCACUCACAUUAUCACAAUGUUUAUGGUAUGCUGAUGGCAAGAUCAACUUAUGAAGGCAUGAAAUUAGCUAAUGAAAACCAGCGCCCAUUUGUUCUUACUCGAGCUGGGUUUAUAGGUAGCCAACGGUAUGCUGCAACAUGGACAGGAGAUAACCUUUCUACGUGGGAGCAUCUCCAUAUGAGUAUAUCCAUGGUUCUACAACUGGGGCUUAGUGGUCAGCCACUUUCAGGACCAGAUAUUGGUGGUUUUGGUGGGAAUGCAACACCCAAGCUGUUUGGAAGGUGGAUGGGUGUGGGUGCCUUGUUUCCCUUUUGCCGUGGCCAUUCUGAGACUGACACGAUUGACCACGAGCCUUGGUCUUUUGGGGAAGAGGUUGGUUCACUUUAUAUCGAAAUGCUAGUACCUUACUUCAAACCAAUUGGUUUUUUAGAUGUGGAUGUUUCAUUUUAA
Molecule: messenger RNA, 882 nt
Organism: Ilex paraguariensis (yerba mate)
Lineage: Eukaryota; Viridiplantae; Streptophyta; Magnoliopsida; Aquifoliales; Aquifoliaceae
Source: the annotation of a GenBank genome assembly